Messenger RNA from Symbiodinium natans, 951 nucleotides. The record is from the annotation of a GenBank genome assembly. Lineage: Eukaryota; Dinophyceae; Suessiales; Symbiodiniaceae.
AUGAGCGACGAAGAUGAGACAGAUCAGGUGAGCAUCGAAGAGGACGAGGGGGAACAGGAAGCAAAGCCCGACGAGGAAGAGCAGGAGGAGCAGGAGGAGCAGGAAGCUCCCGAGGAGCAGGAAGCUCCCGAAGCGCAGGAGGCUCCCGAAGAGCAGGAAGCUCCAGAAGCGCAGGAAGAUGAGCAGGAUGAGCAGCAAGAAGAGCAGCAGGAAGAGCAGGAGGAAGAGCAGCAGAUGACAGACGUUGCAGAUGGCUCCAUGGCCACGGAACUACCAGCCCCUUCACUGAGCCUGGUUCCUGGAGAUGCAGUCAGGCUGAAGGAUCUGCAGUCCGACACGUCAAUGAAUUCCCGGGUGGGCCGUUUCAUCCGACUGGAGACCGAGGAAGACGGUGGACGCUUCCUGGUCGACCUGGGGCCGAAGGGCACCGUGCGCGUGCGUGAGGCAAACAUCGAGAAGGUUGAUGAAUCUACUCGGAAGAGCGCGCGUCUGGCGCAAGCAAGACAAACCGGCAGGCGGAAGCCGGCGACGCCAAAGAAGUCCGCUCGUGGAAAGGCCAAAGCCGAGCCGAAAGCUCCAAAGCCGACGGCCGUCAAGAAAGGCAGCACCAAAAACGCCAGCGCAGCGAAAGGGAAGACAGCGGCUGCGACAGGAAAGAACUCGCAAGCCGAGUCAACGACUCUGUUCAUGGUGAACGAGUAUCGUAUCCGCUCCGACCCCUCCCUGGAGGUCCAGGACUCCUCCUCAAAGUGGAGGCCAUGCCACCUCUACGAGCACUUCGGGGACGGCCGCAUCGUGAUCUGGUACGGUGGCAACGAGUACGAGGGUUUGGGAGGCAAGCCGUACAAGCUGAAGGGCGUGAGCGAAGGGAGCAUCUUCAAGGGCCAGCCUGGCCAGCUUCUGGACUCGGAUGGAGAGCGAAUUCCGACCCGAAAGAGGCCAAUGCGCUGA